UAUAUAUACACACAGCCCUGAUACCUGCAGUACACAGUACUACCAGAAACAAGGACACAAGCUCUCUCAAGCAGCCUACAGCCCAGUCAUGAAUGUCUUAGUGCUGCUUGCUCUUGCUGUUUUCACUGGGUGCAAUGCCGAAGGCCUGUGGCAGGACCCGUCUCAGCAACAGCUGGACAUGGUGAAAGAUGCAUUCUGGGACUACGUCGCCAAGGCAACACUCACCGCUGAGGACACCCUACAGAAGAUCCGACAGUCAGAGGUGGCACACGAAGUCAACACCAUGGUCUCUGAGAGUGCUGAUGCUGUGAACCAGUACACCGUGGCCAUGCGCGGGAAGGUGACUCCUCUAACUCAGGACCUGCUGGCAAAGUUUUCCCAGGAGGCCGAGCAGCUUAAGGCUCGUCUGGAGAAGGACCUGAGCACCAUGACAGCCAAGCUGCAGCCCUACUCUGACGAGUGGAACGCAGACAUCCAGAGGCAGGUGGAGGAGCUGAAAAGGGACAUGACCACCUACGCUGAGGCCCUGGACUCUGACACCCUGAAGACCACUUUACUCCAGAAGAGUGAGGAGCUGAAGGGAAGCCUGGAGAAGAGUGUGCAGCAGCUGCAGGCCCAGCUGGGCCCCUACACUGAGGAGCUGAAACAGAAAAUGGACCAGAACCUGGAAGAGUUCCAAAAGAGCAUGAUUCCCCUGACCCAGAGCUUCCAGACACAGCUGACCCAGAGAACCCAGGAGCUCCAGCAGAACCUGGCCCCCUAUGGAGAGGAGCUGAAGAAGCUGGACCCAUUGGCCCAGGACCUGAAGGCCCAACUAGCUGCUCUCUGGGACUCCUUCACCAAGAAGAUCCAGUAAUCGGACUGAUUUUACUUGGUCUUCUAGAACUGUGUACUGAUGAGUCAUUUUCCAUCAAAGUGCAAAAGGACCAAUAUGUAAAUGUAGGUACCACUAUUAUGCUGUUUCACUGUAUCAGUUACGGGACUCUCCAUCUCCUGAUCAAGUUGUGUGUGAUCUGACGUCUGCAUGCAGAUCUGUGUGUUUGUCUCCAUACCGGCAGGCCUCUGGAAGAUCGCCUGCCUCUCUAAUGUGUUAAUAGUGUGAACAUCAAUGAUGCAAAAGGCCUAACUCUCCACUCUGGAAACACACUCACUCCCUCACACACCCUGCCAGGGGAGGUAGAAGAAAUGGAGAAUUUGGAGGUGGAGAAUGUGUAAAAUACAAAGGCUGUUUAGACACAGGGCUGAAUUAAACCAAACAUGCCUCAGUAAAGUUUGAAGAGUUUAAUUACAAAAUGCGAUAUAUUCGUUUUCAGAAAUAUUGGUAAAUUGACAUGAAAUAAAAACACAUUAUGAACGAGA
Oncorhynchus mykiss (rainbow trout) is the source of this 1359-nucleotide messenger RNA. RefSeq lists its product as uncharacterized. The record is from RefSeq and is a predicted model, not a curated record. Gene Ontology annotation, cellular component: extracellular vesicle; extracellular region; high-density lipoprotein particle. Gene Ontology annotation, biological process: lipoprotein metabolic process; cholesterol metabolic process; phospholipid efflux. Gene Ontology annotation, molecular function: phospholipid binding; phosphatidylcholine-sterol O-acyltransferase activator activity; cholesterol transfer activity. Lineage: Eukaryota; Metazoa; Chordata; Actinopteri; Salmoniformes; Salmonidae.